GUAUGUUCUCUGUGAUGGUCUCGAGUGUCACCGGAACUAUCAAGCCAUCAGGAUGGGUCCCAUUGCCUGCACUUGCAUACUCGUGACGUUUUUCGUCCGAACGGUCCUCCCAUCAACUGCUACUCACUGCAACCCUUGGGAAGCCAAACUCUCGAAGUCGAAACCAUCUCUCAUCCUGCAAUCUCCGCAUCCGAUCCUAACCGCCCAAACCCGCAUCAUCCUCCAACUCGAGAUGCUCACGACUCGUUACCCCAGGCUCCCCGCAUUUUCAGCCACGGGCGCUAAACCCAUCACCAAGAACCUAAACCCUCCCUAUGCAUUCCCUCCGCAUUUCUAUCUUAAUAACAAUUUCAACCCUUGAAGAAACAAGACAAGAAAGAAAACUUUUCACGCACCCAUGCCGCCACGAAUACGAGCCUCCCGACGCUAUCGCCUUACUGCAUAUGUAGAUUCCUAAACUAUCCUACGGUAGGUAUCGUAGAGAGCAGAGAACCCUGCCUGCACCACAGUUGCGGCUGCUUCAUCCCCUGGAAUCUUCUUUGCCAGCCAUGGCGCACGCUAUCUCUCACGGUGUCGCUUGUAGAAUCGAGAUUUGCGAGAUUCACGGCUGGCUAUGAGGGUGUGGCUGUGAGAGAUGGACGCUAAUGCAGGACCGGUGAGGUUGCCAUUUUGGGAUGGAGGCGGGAAAGACGUGGGAUGGGAUUUAUAGAGGGGAGGAAAUACGGAAUGGUGAAAUGGAGGGGCCGGGUGCCGUGUGCCA
Messenger RNA from Westerdykella ornata, 760 nucleotides. RefSeq lists its product as uncharacterized. Lineage: Eukaryota; Fungi; Ascomycota; Dothideomycetes; Pleosporales; Sporormiaceae. The coding region runs from base 53 to 361 and encodes 102 amino acids. The transcript has a single exon. The record is from RefSeq and is a predicted model, not a curated record.